AUGCAGCCGUAUUCUCCCAGAAUGCGAAAGAUGCAAGGCUCGGGGCGUUGCACCGACCGAUUCAUCCCCCUCUCCAUUAUCCUCGAGAGGCUCCAGCGCGUCGAGGAAUCCCUCACAAACAACAGAUCCAAUGCCGACAGCAGCAGCACCGGUCCCGACACGGACCCGAGUUCCGGUACGAGCUCUCGAGCGCCCGAGCCAUUUGCCACCCCUUCCCGCGCCACCAGCACAGACCUAGACUCCCCCACCUCCAGAACGCAUCCUCCGCUGCCGGUUCCGCCGCCGCGUGCCGCCAAAAUGGGCAGCAGCAGCAUCUCUUUCUCUGGACCAUGCUCUAUAUGGACGGGGACGCGUUCGCCGGAUUUCCUACGCGAGGCCUCGGACGGGCUUCCUCUGGACGCCGCGGCGGUUUUGACCAAUGCGUUGAUUCAAGUCGAGAGGAUCCGCGUCAAGGGGCUGGCGACGGCGACUGUGACGGAACAGAUUUCGAUCCCUUCCGAUCUAGCCAAGAUAUGGAUCAAGAACUACUUUACUAGGAUGCCCGAGGACGCGUUCACCAAUCUCUUCCCCGGAAACUGA
Messenger RNA from Parascedosporium putredinis, 579 nucleotides. The record is from the annotation of a GenBank genome assembly. NCBI's taxonomy places the organism in Eukaryota, Fungi, Ascomycota, Sordariomycetes, Microascales, Microascaceae.